GCCGGUGGAGAGCACACAAGCCGCUUUAGGAGCCGCAAGGUUCGGAGCCUUCGCUGCAGCCUGCGGAUCCGCUCCUAGAGUUUGACCAACCGCGCUUUAGCUUGGCUUCCCAGGCGCAGCGGAGAUGCUGUCCUGCCGCCUCCAGUGCGCGCUGGCCGCGCUCUCCAUCGUCCUGGCUUUGAGCGGUGUCACCGGCGCGCCCUCGGAUCCCCGACUCCGUCAGUUUCUGCAGAAAUCCCUGGCUGCUGCCGCAGGGAAGCAGGAACUAGCCAAGUACUUCUUGGCAGAGCUGCUGUCUGAACCCAACCAGACAGAGAAUGAUGCCCUGGAACCUGAAGAUUUGUCCCAGGUUGCUGACCAGGAUGAAAUGAGGCUGGAGCUGCAGAGAUCCACUAACUCGAACCCGGCCAUGGCACCCCGAGAACGCAAAGCUGGCUGCAAGAAUUUCUUCUGGAAGACUUUCACAUCCUGUUAGCUCUAUUAAUAAUUGCUGGCCGUAUAUGACCUCUGAUUCCUCUCCCUCAAACCCCAUCUCUCUUCCUUAGUUCCCCCAAUACUCAUAAAGACCCUCACAGUAGAAAUUGAUGAGUGUAAAUAAAUACAAAAUAAAAUUAUGAUGAAAUUAUGAAAAGCAAGA
Myotis daubentonii (Daubenton's bat) is the source of this 637-nucleotide messenger RNA. It is a transcript of the gene SST, whose product is annotated as somatostatin. Gene Ontology annotation, molecular function: hormone activity. Gene Ontology annotation, cellular component: extracellular region. NCBI's taxonomy places the organism in Eukaryota, Metazoa, Chordata, Mammalia, Chiroptera, Vespertilionidae. Gene Ontology annotation, biological process: regulation of cell migration. The record is from RefSeq and is a predicted model, not a curated record.